This is a messenger RNA of Elaeis guineensis (African oil palm), 1215 nucleotides long. RefSeq lists its product as uncharacterized. Lineage: Eukaryota; Viridiplantae; Streptophyta; Magnoliopsida; Arecales; Arecaceae. Gene Ontology annotation, molecular function: DNA-binding transcription factor activity; transcription cis-regulatory region binding. The record is from RefSeq and is a predicted model, not a curated record. Gene Ontology annotation, cellular component: nucleus. Gene Ontology annotation, biological process: regulation of DNA-templated transcription.
UACCCUGCAGCAAGUUCAGCAGCAUGAUUUCUGUAGCUUUGUAUUUGAGGGAAUAAGGGGUCAUAAAGAAAGAAAGCAGCAUGGCCUGUCCUCUGUCAUGCCCUUCCCCUUAGAGAAAGAAAGCUUGAUCCAUAUCCUUUUUGCUGUCACUGGUAACCUCUAUCUCUGACCUUUAGCAUACCUUUCAUGUGGGCUUUGCCAUGAACCAUGUGACUGCAAAGAACCCAGUUCCCCAGAAACAAAAAGAAUAUGUGGUUGGAGAAAGAGAAAGAAGAGCUCACAAGUUACAAGGAACAAUGGAUGAUGGCUUCCCACCUAUAACACAAGUUCUGAAGUUUCACAAAGUGUCCAAGAUGGACAAUUCAGUCUCCAAGAGAAGAAAGGUGUUUCAGAAGACUGUGGUCACAUCCAGAAUUGAAGCAGAAGUGGGGAAACAGAAAGGUGAAUCUCCACCUUCAGAUUUUUGGUCUUGGAGGAAAUAUGGACAGAAACCCAUCAAAGGAUCUCCAUAUCCUAGGGGCUAUUACAGGUGUAGCUCCUCCAAAGGUUGCUCAGCCAAGAAGCAAGUGGAGAGGAGCAAAACAGAUUCAUCGCUUCUCAUCAUCACCUACACCUCAGAUCACAAUCAUCCAGGUCCUCAUCUCCCCACCAUUUGCCCGCAAGAAGCAUCCCCACGGAAUCAGUCCAUUAACCAAGACCUCCCCGCACCAAAGAGCCCAAGCCAACCCAACACCACAAGUGAAGGAAGCCUCAACAAAGAGCAAUCCCCCCUCCCAUGUCCGCCCAAGUGCUCACAAGAGAUCUCUCAACAAAACCAACCAUUAGAAGAAGUCCAUGAUCAUCAACAAAAUGUCCUCUUUGAUGAAGAGAACCCCCUCCCUUCCCCAAAUUCGAUGACCUUCUCAUCAACAACACCAAAGACUAAUGAGGAGAAUGACUUUUUUGAUGAGCUAGGGGAGCUGCCCAUCCCUUCAUCUCUCACAAGCUUGGUCAGAGAAAGCUUCUUCGAUGAAAGGAUCCUCUUCCUCCCUUCUCAAACUACAUUCUCUUAGAUGUAGUUGGGCUUGUUCAUAUUUCAUACAAACUGUAGCAGUUUCUUUUUCUAGCUUUCCUACCUAUUUAAUCUUUAUCCUCUCACUGUACAUAAUUCUGUCCCUUGUUUGGAAAGCAAUCAUCAUAUGAAAGUGGAAAAAGCUAGCUAACUUUGUUUUCGAA